GGCUCUGUGUGCUGUUUUAAAGUCGCUAAAGGGGAAGUUUACGUUUGAGGAUUGGUCUCUUAAAGGUUUUGGUAAAGCAGAUAAAUUUGAAUUUUCUUGGAAAGUCUAAAUAGCAUAUAUAUAUCCUUGUAAGUUUUAAUUUCUUGCUUGCUUGUAUAUAUUUUUUGAAUGCUUGCUUUGGUGGGUUUUUAUUUUUUAUUGGUUUGUGAAGGAUAAAAUAUUAUCUGCUUGUUUUGAUUAGUCUAAGAUAGAUUUCGUGUGCUGAGUCGAUAUAGUGAAAAGAAGAGGUUUCUGGGAAAGGUUUCAGGAAGUUGUUUGGAGGUUUCAUUCCUUAAUUGUCAUAUUUAGUGGCUUCUUGUUCUUGUCGUCGUCGUCGUCUGCGUUUAUAUUGGGGCUUUUUGUUUUCAGUUAUUCUUGUAGUUAACCUGUAGUUGUUGAUUUUGAUUGGUUUGUGGAGUAAGAAAAACAGUUGUUGUUAGGAACUGGAAAUUUCUUGUAAAUAUUUGAGUUGAUGGGGGGUAGUAAUUCGAAGGAGGAUUCGUCAUAUCAUUCAAAUUCAUCUUCAUGGGAUUCUCAUCACGGGUAUCCUCAAUCACCAUAUGGUCAAGAAAGCCAGAGUUAUGCGCCUCAGCAUAGCUAUGCAUCCCCACAGUAUUAUCCACCUUCGCAACAAGAGCCACAGGAUUAUCCAUCUUCACAAGACCAUGGCAGUGAUAAAAGGGUACUACAGAGGAGGUAUUCGAGAAUUGCAGAUAACUAUAACUCCUUAGAUCAGGUGACGGAGGCUCUUGCUAAUGCUGGUCUUGAAUCUUCCAAUCUCAUUGUUGGUAUUGAUUUCACGAAGAGCAAUGAGUGGACAGGGAAAAGAUCAUUCAAUAGAAAAAGUUUGCACCACAUUGGAGAUGGUUUAAAUCCCUAUGAACAAGCAAUAUCGAUCAUUGGGAAAACCUUAGCUGCCUUUGAUGAGGACAAUUUAAUUCCUUGUUUUGGAUUUGGUGAUGCAUCAACACAUGAUCAAGAUAUCUUCAGUUUCUAUCCAGAUGGGAGAUUUUGUAAUGGAUUUGAGGAAGUCUUAAGCCGCUAUAGAGAAAUUGUGCCUCAUCUACGACUUGCAGGACCUACAUCAUUUGCUUCUGUCAUUGAAAUGGCCAUGACCAUUGUUGAGCAGAGCGGUGGUCAGUACCAUGUGUUAGUGAUAAUUGCUGACGGGCAGGUAACUAGAAGCAUUGAUACUCAGCAUGGCCAGCUAAGUCCACAAGAGCAGAAGACUGUCAAUGCGAUAGUGCAAGCAAGCAAGCUUCCUCUGUCAAUUAUAUUGGUUGGUGUUGGAGAUGGACCUUGGGACAUGAUGAAGGAGUUUGAUGAUAACAUUCCUGCUCGAGCAUUUGAUAAUUUCCAGUUCGUGAAUUUCACGGAGAUUAUGUCAAAGAAUACACCUCCCCACCGAAAGGACACCGAAUUUGCUCUAUCUGCUUUAAUGGAGAUUCCUUCACAGUACAAAGCUACCGUUGAGCUUAAUAUUCUCGGUGGUCGAAUGGGAAAUGUUCCAGAGAGAGUUCCCCUACCUCCUCCUACAUAUGGUGCAGCAUCUUUCAACAGCUCAAAAUCCCAUUCUACCAGUUUCCAAUAUGGUUCUGCAUCUUUCAGCAGCUCAAAACCUUCCCAUCCUACCAGUUUUGAACCAAGCGUCCCUCCUUAUCCUGAAGAUACAACUGUUGACUCAGCUCCCCCAGCUCCAACUUCUACGUAUGAUAGCCAGCUUUGUCCUAUUUGCCUUAGUAACUCUAAGGACAUGGCAUUUGGUUGCGGGCAUCAGACCUGUGAAGAAUGUGCAACAGACCUCCAAACCUGCCCGAUAUGUCGAAGUCCAAUCCAAACCAAAAUAAAGCUCUACUUCUGAUUCUUCUUCUGUUUUAAAACUUAUCUGUCCCAUCAUUCUUUGUAAUUUGUUGUUGAGAAGAUGCAAAUAGUGAUAGGCUGUUUCUGGUGCCUAUGAACCAAAGGGAUCUCAUCAUCCUUUGUACAUUCUCUUUUGGCUUGAACCCUUUGUACAUUUCUGAGAUUUUGAUUAUUUCAUUUA
Molecule: messenger RNA, 2080 nt
Organism: Durio zibethinus
Lineage: Eukaryota; Viridiplantae; Streptophyta; Magnoliopsida; Malvales; Malvaceae
Product: E3 ubiquitin-protein ligase RGLG2-like
Biological process (GO): protein ubiquitination
Cellular component (GO): nucleus
Molecular function (GO): ubiquitin-protein transferase activity
Source: RefSeq, a predicted model, not a curated record